Molecule: messenger RNA, 2255 nt
Organism: Erythranthe guttata (spotted monkey flower)
Lineage: Eukaryota; Viridiplantae; Streptophyta; Magnoliopsida; Lamiales; Phrymaceae
Product: very-long-chain aldehyde decarbonylase CER3
Biological process (GO): lipid biosynthetic process
Molecular function (GO): iron ion binding; oxidoreductase activity
Source: RefSeq, a predicted model, not a curated record
UAUAUAUAUAUACAUCUCAUUCUUUCUCCAGAAAUUCACAUUUUGUGUUUUAAAUCCUAAUUGUAAACAAUAUACAUAUACAUAUACACACACACGCGCGCGCACACACACACACAUAUGGCUGCACCUUUGUUUGCUUGGCCAUGGGAAUUCAUGGGUAGUAGCAAGAUUGUUAUUUAUGGGGUUUUUCUUGGCAAAGCAAUGUACUCAAUAUAUUAUCAACAAGAAUCAAUGAAAGAAAGCUGGUGCCUUCAUAUAUUCAUCAUAUGUAUGCUUAGACUUUUUGUGUACCAAUUAUGGACUUCUUACAGCAAUAUGCUCUUCCUUAAUCGGAAUCGCAUUAUUGUCAAGAAAGGCGUCGAUUUUAAACAGAUUGACAAAGAAUGGCAUUGGGAUAAUUUUAUUUUACUACAAGCUAUAGUAGCUGCGUUAGUGUUGAACGUUUUUCGGACACUCGAAAAAGAACCUCUGUGGAACAAAAACGGUUUCGCAGCAGCAUUAGCACUUCAUGUUGCAAUAUCGGAGCCUCUUUUCUACAGCAUACACAAAUGCUUCCACGGAAAAUAUCUUUUCGAAAAUUACCAUUUUCUCCACCACUCUUCGCCGGUGCCGCAGCCCUAUACAGCUGGACAUGGUACAUUCUUGGAACAUCUUUUGUUGACUGUGGUUGUUGGAGUGCCGAUAGUUGGCACGUUUAUUAUUGGCCGUGGAUCGAUAAGCUUGAUCUACGGCUAUGUUUUGGUGUUCGAUUUUCUGAGAUGCUUAGGCCACUCAAAUGUGGAAAUCAUUCCCCAUCAAGUAUUCGAUGCGAUCCCGUUUCUGAAAUAUAUACUUUACACUCCUACGUACCAUAACCUCCAUCACGCUGAAACGAACACGAAUUAUUGCCUUUUCAUGCCGCUUUUCGAUGCAUUAGGAAAUACAUUGAACGAAAAAUCAUGGGACAUGCACAGAAAAAACAGCUUAGCUUCAGAUAAAAACGGGAGGGUACCGGAUUUCGUGUUCCUAGCGCAUGUAGUGGACAUGUCGUCGGCCAUGCACGGUCCUUUUAUCAACCGUUCGAUGUCGUCGAUGCCUUACUACACAAGAAUUUACAUGCUACCGUUCUUGCCGAUAUCUUUUAUCGUCAUGCUUAUCAUGUGGGCUAAAUCGAAGACUUUCUUAUUAUCCUUCUACAACCUUAGGGGCCUCCUCCACCAAACGUGGCUCGUUCCCCGCUUCGGUUUUCAGUAUUUCUUGCCAUUUGCUGCAGAAGGAAUCAAUAAGCAGAUAGAAGAGGCUAUUCUUAGAGCUGACAGAAUGGGAGUUAAAGUUAUUAGCCUUGCUGCUCUUAAUAAGAACGAGGCUCUAAACGGAGGAGGGACGCUCUUUGUUAACAAACAUCCGAAUCUCAAAGUCCGAGUUGUGCAUGGAAAUACUUUGACAGCAGCCGUGAUUCUAAACGACUUUACCUAGGAUGUAACCGAAGUAUCUUUAACCGGAGCCACUUCCAAACUUGGAAGAGCUAUCGCCCUUUAUCUUUGCAGAAAAGGAGUCCGAGUUUUGAUGCUAACUCUAUCGGCGGAAAGAUUCAAAAAUAUUCAGAUAGAAGCACCGGCCGAAUUUCAGAAUAAUCUUGUCCAGGUGACAAAGUACCAAGCGGCACAGAAUUGUAAGACAUGGAUAGUAGGAAAAUGGAUAACACCAAGAGAGCAAAAAUUCGCACCGCCGGGCGCACAUUUUCAUCAAUUUGUGGUACCGCCCGUAUUCCAAUUCAGAAGGGACUGUACUUACGGUGAUCUUGCUGCAAUGAGGCUACCGGAAGAUGUUCAAGGCCUAGGCGUUUGCGAAUACACAAUGGAGAGAGGAGUGGUCCAUGCAUGCCAUGCAGGUGGAGUGGUGCAUUCAUUGGAAGGAUGGACUCACCAUGAAGUCGGGGCCAUAGAUGUCGAGAGAAUCGAUCCGGUGUGGGAGGCUGCAAUGAAAUACGGCUUUAAGCCUAUCUCGAACGCUGAUUAAUUUGAUCGUGAAAAAAUAAUAUUUAGAUUCUAGAAAUAUAUUUAUGUAUCAAUAUAUAUCUAUAUCCCAAGAGAGGACACACAUGCUUCUGUCAUUUUUACAUACUCGGUUUUUACGGUCUUUUUUUUCUUCUAACGGUUGUAAGCAAAUGGUCACAUUGUUUGAUCGAUGACUCUUCGAAUUCUCACGUGUUUUCGAUUGUUUGAUGAACAUUAAUUGUUCUUCAAGAAAUAAAUAAUGUCUAUUUUUUUUUUUAA